This is a messenger RNA of Neolamprologus brichardi, 1069 nucleotides long. The record is from RefSeq and is a predicted model, not a curated record. Lineage: Eukaryota; Metazoa; Chordata; Actinopteri; Cichliformes; Cichlidae.
CCAAAGAAACUGUCUGCUGGCUGUUGCAGAGAAAUCAUUAACAAGGUGAGUGACCUGAUGAAGGAUAUUGCAGAGGAGGAGGAGGAGACUGGAGGCAUGCUAGAGAGCCUCUGCACACCUGUGGGCUUUGAAGGGGAAUUUAAUGAGGAUGAGCUGCUGGCAGAGCUGGAGAAACUGGAAAAGAAUGUGGACGAAAACCUCUUUGAGGCGGAUGAAGCAGAGGACGGGAACCCUUGUCCCAAAGUGCUGACCACUACUUUGCCUUCCCAUCGUGGGUUUUGCAGAGAAAUCAUCACCAAGGUCAAUGACCCGAUCAAGGACAUUAUUGAGGAACAGGACGUGACCGAAGACUUGCUAGACAGCCUCUACACAGCUGUGAGAUUUGACGUGGAAUUUAAUGAGGAUGAGCUGCUGGAAGAGCUGGAGAAGCUCCAAAAGAAUCUGGAUGAAAGCUUCAAUGAUUCGGAUGGAGAAGAAGCUGGGGUCCUUUGUCCCAAAGUGUUGACCACUGGAUCACAUUCCCAUCCUGUCAACACGGACGAAGAAAACACUGAAGAUGAUUUAGAGUAUCUUCGACGUUGGGCGACUGCACCUCGUGAACGCACCAUCAGUUACAACAUUUAGAAGAGGCGAGGAAAGCACAGAAAGGAAUAAAUGGGCAGCAGUUUAUUGUAUUUGUUCAUGAGUGUUUGUUUUUUUAAUUUAAUUUUCAUGGACAUUUGACUUUCUACCUACUCCAGAGAUGCCAGUGAACAUGUUGAUGUUUAUACACAGGACACUACAGAGACUUCAGAAUUCAUAUUGUAAAAUUAAGUAUUAUGAACACAUCCUUAUAGUACCAUCAUUAGUACAACACUACUGGCUUGAUAACUAAUUGAUGCUAUGACUUUGAUGUUAUCUGAACUCACUGAAACUAAGCUACUUUUGCUUUCUUUAAACACAAAACAAAACUCACCAGUGGCUCCCAGCACAUAAGUGUUGCAUGUGUUUGCUGUCUUUGAGUCUCACUCUGUUACCUGUUGUGUUCUCUUCUUCAAAGACUGUUUCAAAAAUAAAACACUUCACCAAU